This is a messenger RNA of Coccomyxa subellipsoidea C-169, 729 nucleotides long. RefSeq names its product glutathione S-transferase. NCBI's taxonomy places the organism in Eukaryota, Viridiplantae, Chlorophyta, Trebouxiophyceae, Coccomyxaceae. The coding region runs from base 1 to 729 and encodes 242 amino acids. Gene Ontology annotation, cellular component: cytoplasm. The record is from RefSeq and is a predicted model, not a curated record. The transcript has 7 exons.
AUGCUGUUGGGAUGUAGUUGUCCAUAUGCCCAGCGAGCUUGGAUAGCUUUGGAGGAGCUGGGACUGGCGUAUACAACUACACUCAUUGACGCAACCAACAAAGCUGAAGACUUCAAGGUCCUGUAUGCAAGCAUUGUGCAGAAUACAGAAGACCCAGCCAAAGUACCAACCAUUGUUGAUGGAGACACCAAAUUGACAGAGUCAUUGGUAAUUGUGGAGUACCUGGAUGCUAAGUAUGGUGGCAAGAAAGGGCUGCUUCCCAAGGACCCCGUCCAGCUUGCCCAGGUCAAGCUGUUUGUGGAACUUUUCACCAACAAGUUUUCAUCGUACAUAUACAAGAUGCUGAGCGCCACAAGCGAGGAGGAGGUCAACACCUUGGGCAGAGCACUGGAGCACAAUCUCACGGUGCUAGACAAGUUCAUCACCGCAUCAGGCAGCAGGGAGGGGGGCACCUAUUUCCUGGGUGGGCGUUACAGCUAUGCCGAGACCGUCACGACCCCUUUCUUGAGGCGUGCCCUUCUCGUGCUCAAAGCGCACCGGGGGUUUGACAUCUUGGACCUGGCGAGCAGCAACGGCCUGAACAGGCUGCUCCAGUGGAUCCAGGCAUCCCUGGACCGCGAGUCCAACAAGUCCACUGGGCCGUCGGACGAGCAGAUUGUGCAAUCUGCCAAGAAGUGGCUUGGGGCAGCGCUCCCAGACUACCAGUACAAGAGCGCAGGGGCUGCGUGA